CCGUCCGGGCAGAAGAGGGUGGAGUCAAAGGGGAGGGGAGCGUGGGGUAUGAAAAGUUUGCACAAGUUUAGCCUCCACACCCAUUCCACCCAAGGACAUCAGACGAAUCUUUGCGCUGUCUCAGCAUCUACAGCGACGGACUUUCAACAUGGCUAUGGUAUCAGAGUUUCUUGGACAGCUCUCACUCAAUGAGACUACAGAAACCAAGUAUCCCACUGUAGUGCCUGCAGUGAACUUUGAUCCAGACAAAGAUGCUGCAAGAAUUGAAACUGCUAUCAAGACAAAAGGCGUGGAUGAGCAGACCAUCAUCGACAUCCUCACAAAGCGCACCUAUUCCCAGAGACGAGAUAUUGCGUUUGCAUAUGAGAGGAAGGCAAAGAAGGACAUGAUCUCGGCUCUGAAGGGGGCGCUGUCGGGCUCACUGGAGAGUGUGAUCCUUGGACUGAUGAAGAGCACGGCCCAGUUUGAUGCCACAGAGAUCAAAGGGUCAAUGAAGGGCUUAGGAACAGAUGAAGAAACUCUGAUUGAGCUUUUAUGCUCACGGAGCGACUCUGAGCUGGUGCAGAUCAAAUCUGUCUACAAAGAAUUGUUUAAAAAGGAGCUUCACAAAGACGUUGCAGGCGACACAUCAGGGAACUUUUGCAAACUUCUCUUAGCUCUUGUGCAGACCAAGAGAGAUGAGCCGACUUCUGUUGUAGACUAUGGGAAAAUAGAUGAGGAUGCCAGGGCUCUUUAUGAAGCUGGAGUGAAGAUAAAGGGAACUGAUGUGGCCACAUGGAUCUCCAUUAUGUCAGAGAGAAGCGUCCCCCACCUGCAAAAAGUGUUCCAGAAGUACAAAAGCUACAGCCCCUACGACAUGCAGGAGAGCAUUGUGAAGGAAGUUAAGGGCGAUUUGCAGAAGUCCUUCCUGGUGUUAGUUCAGUGCGUAGAAAACAAGCAGCUGUACUUUGCCAAAAAGCUGAAUGAAGCCAUGAAGAGUUCAGGAGCCAAAGAAAAGAUAGUAACAAGAAUUAUUGUGUCGCGCUGUGAAGUGGACCUGAAGAAGAUCUGCUCUGAAUUCAAGACCGCUUUCGGGAAGUCUCUGCAAGAAACGAUUGAAGGUCAUACCAAAGGAGACUACCAGAAGGCACUGCUCAGUCUCUGUGGACCGGCCGCAUGAACCUUUCUCACCUCCAGCAGAGAACUGUAGGAGCUGUUUCUCCUGGAAACAACAGAAAACAGAAUCAAAACUAUCGAAGGAUCUUCGUUCUGUAGUUUUUUGUUAAAAGAAACAAAGAAAUGGAAUUUGUUGUAUUUUCCUUUUUUCUAAUCCAGAUUUAACACAGGAUAAAAUCAUAGAAUCACUUUGUCAUAAACUCCUGUUGUUAGAUUAAA
Molecule: messenger RNA, 1374 nt
Organism: Oryzias melastigma (Indian medaka)
Lineage: Eukaryota; Metazoa; Chordata; Actinopteri; Beloniformes; Adrianichthyidae
Product: annexin A2-A
Exons: 13
Coding region: 149-1159 (336 amino acids)
Cellular component (GO): cytoplasm
Molecular function (GO): phospholipase inhibitor activity; cytoskeletal protein binding; calcium ion binding
Source: RefSeq, a predicted model, not a curated record